This is a messenger RNA of Lodderomyces orthopsilosis Co 90-125, 2172 nucleotides long. RefSeq names its product lysophospholipid acyltransferase family protein. Gene Ontology annotation, cellular component: endoplasmic reticulum membrane. Gene Ontology annotation, molecular function: glycerone-phosphate O-acyltransferase activity; glycerol-3-phosphate O-acyltransferase activity. NCBI's taxonomy places the organism in Eukaryota, Fungi, Ascomycota, Pichiomycetes, Serinales, Debaryomycetaceae. Gene Ontology annotation, biological process: phospholipid biosynthetic process. The transcript has a single exon. The record is from RefSeq and is a predicted model, not a curated record. The coding region runs from base 1 to 2172 and encodes 723 amino acids.
AUGGGUGAAGAAAAUCAAGUCAAUUCCUUACCCCACAAAGCUAAAUCCCGGCCCGCUUUAUAUUAUAUCAUCCUAAUUAUCAAGCUAUUAUCUUACGAUCUCGUCUUAUGGUUUUUCAACUUGGUCAUCCAUACCUUUUUCCGUGAUGUUCAAUCACGAGGAAGUUUCAAUAUCCCGCGAAGAGGUCCUGUGAUUUUUGUGAUUGCCCCUCACCAUAAUCAGUUUGUUGACGGGUUGGUAGUCAUGGCUAAGGUAAAGGAACAUCUGGGACGUCGUAUUGCUUUUUUAAUUGCGCAAAAGUCUUACGACAGGAGGAUCAUUGGCGAGGCUGCAAAAUUGUGUAGUGCCAUCCCAGUGGAAAGAGCGCAAGAUUUGUUGAAGAAAGGUACAGGUAAGAUAUAUGUUGAUAAGGAGGAUGAUCGUGUUAUUCGAGGCUCUGGCACCAAGUUUACAUCUGAGUGCCAAGUAAAGGGGUUAAUUGGAUUGCCCAACUCUUUAGGUAAUGGAUCAAUACAGGAAAUAUUUGACGAUGAAAAACUUAUACUAAAGAAGCCAUUCACUUCGCCCAGGAAAGAGAUUCAGCAAAGGAUUGACGAGAAGUUGCAAGAGGGCACUGAGUUCAAAAUUGCUCCUCACAUUGAUAACCACAUUGUUUUUCAGAAUGUUUUUACUCAUUUGAAUGAUGGGAAAGUAUUGGGUAUUUUCCCUGAAGGUGGAUCUCAUGACCGUCCUGAUUUGUUACCAUUGAAGCCAGGUGUAGCAAUUAUGGCAUUGGGCGCUAUUGCACAACAAAUCGAGGCAUUAAAAGCAGGUAAAUCCGAACACGAAGAGGUUGUUCCGGUUAGCAUAGUCCCAGUGGGGUUGAAUUAUUUUCAUCCACACAAGUUUAGAUCAAGAGUUGUUAUUGAAUUUGGAAAACCAAUCAUUGUGGAUGAACAGAUGGCGGAGCAAUACGAGAUGAACUCUAGGGAAGCAGUGGACAAGUUGUUGAAAACAAUUACACUUGGUUUGAAAGAAGUGACUAUGACUUGCAACGACUAUGAGACGUUGAUGGUGUUGCAGGCAGCACGAAGAUUGUACACUUCUGGAAAUAGAGAUAGUAUUCCUCUUCCCAUGGUGAUUGAAAUGAAUCGGAGAUUGAUCAAAGGAUACGAGAAAUACAAAGAUCAACCUGACGUGAAAGAGUUGAAAGAGGCAGUAUUGGAUUAUAAUAAAAAAUUGAGAGCAUUAAACCUACAUGACCACCAAGUGGAGUCAUUAGAUCGAUCAAAUAGAGUUGCAAAUUUUUGGCGGUUCACUACCAGGUUUUUCAAGUUUUCCUUAUUCAUGGGGUUGAGUCUACCAGGUAUUUUCUUAUUCAGUCCUGUAUUUAUCAUCUCUAGACGAAUUUCAAGAAAAAAGGCCAAAGAGGCGUUAGCUGCAUCAGUGGUAAAGAUAAAGGCUAAAGACGUUUUGAGCACAUGGAAGAUACUUGUGGCAAUGGUUUUAGCGCCAAUGUUGUACAUCUUUUGGUCGGUCAUUGGCACUAUUUUGAUUGUCAAGUCUAAAAUUUUGGGAGACUACCAGCCAUCAAUUUGGUUUAUAUUUAUCUACUUUUAUGGAUGGGCUGUGUUGACAACUUAUGCAUCAUUGAGAAUGGGCGAAAUCGGAAUUGAUUAUUACAAAUCUCUUGCACCAUUGUUCCUUUCAGUGUUGAGUAUCAAUGAGGAUAGAUUUCAAAUUGAGAAAUUGAAACAAACAAGGGGGGAGCUACGUGAAAGAGUGAAUAUAUUUUGUAACAAAUUUGGUCCAGGAAUGUUUGAUGAUUUUGAACAAUUUUACAGACAAUACAAUGGUACCACAGAGGAUGAAGAGUUUGAUAUCAUUACACUUCAAAAACAACAAGCAGAAAACCAAUUCAACAAGCUACAAAGACAGACAAGUGCUUCUUCUUUGGAUUUCAAUUUGCUGAAUUUGUCAGAUAUUCCAAUUUUUGCUGCAGCAGACUUGGAACAGGCCAAUGAUGUGAAUCUCACUAAGGAGUCAGAAGAAAUUGAGAAGGAAAGACUGAGAGAAGAUAGUGAAACAAAUGACGAAAAAGUUGAGGAAUUAAAUAAUGAAGCAGAGUCUACUGAUGGUCCAAAGAUGAGAAUAAGAAAAGCAAUGAAGGAGAAGUACUCGAAUUUAGAUUAG